Sphaerodactylus townsendi is the source of this 2568-nucleotide messenger RNA. RefSeq names its product death domain-associated protein 6-like. Bases 223 to 2280 code for a protein of 685 amino acids. The transcript is spliced from 8 exons. The record is from RefSeq and is a predicted model, not a curated record. Gene Ontology annotation, molecular function: histone binding. Lineage: Eukaryota; Metazoa; Chordata; Lepidosauria; Squamata; Sphaerodactylidae.
GGCGGCUCCCUGUGGGUUUCUUGGCAGACUUCCGGUCCUGCGCUCUGGGUGGCGGCGGCGGCGGCGGCGAGUGGAGUGCCGCUGCAUAGGAACGGAAGAAAGGAGCGCGAGGCGGGGCCAACGGGCGUGAGGACGAGCGGAGGCGCCUGCCCCGUCGUGCCGGCGAUGCCCCCCCUGCCGCCCGGCCGCUCGGGGCGUUGCUGAGCCCGUGGGAGGGGCGGCAUGGCCUCGCCUGGCGGGAGCAUCGUCGUCCUGGACGAAGAGGAGGAGGAGGGGGACGCCGGGGGGUGCCCGCCUCUUCCUCCGCCGCCGCCGCCGCCGCCGCCGCCGGGACAGGCCCCCGGGCGGACCCCCCACGCCGCCGCCAACGCCCCCGCCGACGCCGCGCCGGGCAAGGACCCCGAGAGCCUGCGCGCCGAGAACCAGCGCCUCUUCCAGCAGUUCGUUGACUUCUGCUCCCAGUACACCACGGAGCACCCGGAGGUGAUGCCCUACCUGGCCAGCCGGCACCAGAAGACCAGCCCCCAGUUCCUGGCCUCGGUGGAGUUCUGCAACGUGCUGGGGCGCUGCCUGACGCGCGUGCAGGCCAAGCGCAGCAAGGUCUACGUGUACAUCAACGAGCUCUGCACGGUCUUCAAGGCCCAUUCCCAGAAGAGGAAGCUGGUGGUGACUUCUUCCACUGCCGCUGAGGCCUCUGCUGCACCCGCGGAGCCCCCAGCCGAGCCCCCCAAGCCCCGGGGGAGCUCCAAGCGGCAGAUCCGGUACCUGGAAAACUUGCUGCAGGUCUACGCCGUAGAGAUCCGGCGGCUACAAGAGCAGGAGCUGGACUUGGAGGACCUGGACCGCGAGGACUCGGCCUACCUGCAGGAGAACCGCUUGAAGCGGCGCAUGAUGCGCAUCUUUGAGCGCCUGUGCGAGCUCAAGGACUGCAACAGCCUGACAGGGCGUGUCAUCGAGCAGCGCAUCCCCUACCGAGGGACUCGCUACCCGGAGGUCAACCGCCGCAUCGAGCGCCUCAUCAACCAUCCCGAGGCCUUCCCGGACUACAGCGACAUCCUGAAGGUGGUCCAGAAAGCCAGCAGCCGCCACAGCCUGGGCCUGCCCAAGCGCCAGAUGGAGAGCAUGGCGGCCGACGCCUUCCGGGAGGUGGGCAAUCGCCUGCAGGAGCGGCGGCACCUGGACCUGGUCUACAACUUUGGCAGCCACCUCACGGACCAGUACCGGCCAGCCUCGGACCCUGCGUUGGUGGACGGGGAGCUGGCCCGGCGGCUGCGGCACAACCGGGAGGCGGGCCUCCAGCGUCUGGAGCAGGUGGUCUCCCACUACACGCAGCUGCAAGACCAGGGCGAGGAGGAGGAAUGGCGCCGGAAGCGGGGGCUGCCCCCCAGCAGUACUGCUGCCCGCCAGGACGGGGGGCCAGCCUCGCCCAGUUCUUCAGCAGCUGCCAGCAAAGAGGGCAGCCUUGGCCCCAGAGCGGCCGGAAAGGGGGCUUUGCAGGCCGACGAUGAAGAGGACGAGGAGGAGGAAGACGAGGAGUCCUCCUCCGAGUCAGACCUCGAGGCUGAAUUGGAGAAGAGUCUGGAGGGCAGCGAGGAAGAGGAGGAGGAGGCCCCGGCCCCAGAUGAGGAGGACCCCCCUGUGCUGGAAGUGGAGGCUGACCAGCGCCUGGACCCGGAGGCCCCGGAGGUGAUUCUGUACUCCUCGACUGAAGAGGAGGAGGAGGAAGAGGAGGAGGAGGAGGAGGAAGAAGCCGCAGGAGCAGAGAGAGAGGAGGAAGCCCAGCAGGGAGGGGAGCCCCCUGCCCCGCUCUUUGUGGCAGAGCCCAAGGAAGUGCUGGCCCUGGAAGGAAGCGAGACGCCCCCGCCCUCGCCCCCACCCUGGACCCAGGAGGGCAGCCUGCCCCUUUCCCCGCCCGUACGGAAGGGGCUGCCCCCCAUCAAGCGCAGCAGGGCCCUGCAAAACGGGGGCCUCUGCCCCCCAGCAGUCCUGACCUCCCUCCCAGAAGAGCCCCCAUGCAAGAGGGGCCGGCAGGAGCAGCCCCUCUCCAAGAGCAGCUGCAUCGAGGUGCCCAGCGCAGGGUCUUCCGAAGACGAGGGUGACGGCUGCUGCAGCCCCCCUGCCCCACACAGCCCACCCCCCGUGGCAGACUCCACCUGGGCUGACUCCCCGGGGCUGGCCAUGGUCACUAGUUCCCAGGAGAGCCCGGCUCUUAUUUGCAAGGCCAGUGUGGCAACGCAGUGUGACCCCGAGGAGAUCAUCAUCCUCUCGGACUCGGAGUGACCCCUGCCUGCCUGCCAGCGUGCCAUAGCAGACCCUCAAGGAAGGGGAGGGGGAGGCUCCAGGGGGGCCUGUGGCCAGCACCUGCCGAACCCUGAGGCAGAAUGGCGUCCUGGGAGGUGGGGGUCGUGCCUUUGGACUUGGGGGAGCUUGUGGGUGCAUGAGCUGUCGUGGGGAAGGGCGGUGGUGGGGGUGGGGGGUGGCUGGGCUGGGCAUUCAGGCCCUCUGGUUGUGGGAGUUUGUUUUACAAAAAUGGGGGGAUGGGGAAAAAUAAAUAUUUUUCUGUAUUUA